Messenger RNA from Camellia sinensis, 1700 nucleotides. NCBI's taxonomy places the organism in Eukaryota, Viridiplantae, Streptophyta, Magnoliopsida, Ericales, Theaceae. The record is from RefSeq and is a predicted model, not a curated record.
AUUCAAUUUUUCCGUAGUAAUCUAUGCGAAGUUAUUCAAUCAUCUAAUGGCUGCUUGGUUUGUUCUAUUGCAGAUUGGUGUUGUGAAAAAAUCAGCAAACUAUUCUCUGAGCAAUGUUGAGAAAUGGAUGGCCCCGAAGAAGGGUCAAAUACCAUUACUUUUCUUCCCAUCGAGAGGAGAAGUGUUGCCAGAACCACUUGGUGUAGUACUUAUUUUGGUGCCUUGGAACUUCCCUAUCUGUGAGUCCAAUUAUUUACUGGCAGUUUGUUGUGCACUGGCAUUGGAUCCAGUGAUUGGAGCAAUAUCUGCCGGAAACACAAUUGUCCUAAAACCGUCAGAGCUAGCCCCAGCAUGUUCUGCUUUUCUUGCUCGCACCAUCCCUCUUUACCUGGACCACACAGCCAUCAAAGUCAUUGAAGGCGGAACGGACAUCGCCGAACAACUGCUGCAGCAGAGAUGGGACAAGAUAUUUUUCACAGGGAGUCCACGAGUUGGACGGAUUGUAAUGUCUGAAGCUGCAAAGCAUUUAACACCAGUUACUCUAGAGCUGGGCGGAAAAUGCCCUGCCAUUCUCGACUCCCUCUCUGACCCUUCAGAUAUCAAGGUGGCUGCCAAGAGAAUAGCUGGAGGGAAGUGGGGGCCGUGCAGUGGACAAGCUUGUAUAGCAGUAGAUUAUGUGCUUGUGGAACACGAGUUUGCAUCUAUUCUGAUUGAAUCCCUGAAGAAUACUAUCAGUAGAUUUUACGGCGGAAGCCUGGAAAACUUGAAGAACCUCUCGAGAAUUGUGAACAAGCACCACUUUGAUAGACUACGCAACAUUCUUAAAGACCCUAUCGUUGCAGCCUCCAUUGUUUAUGGUGGUUCACUAGAUGAAAAGAACUUGAUCAUCGAGCCAACAAUCUUGUUAAAUCCUCCGCUGGAUGCUGAGAUCAUGACUGAAGAAAUAUUCGGCCCAUUGCUUCCAAUUAUCACAUUGACUAAUAUUCAACAAAGCAUCGAGUUCAUAAAUUCAAAGCCAAAGCCUCUUGCCUUGUAUGCAUUCACCAAAAACGAGACAUUCAAGAAGCAGAUUUUAACAGAAACAUCAUCAGGGAGCGUGACUUUCAAUGACGUCAUGCCUCAAUUUUUAUGUGACACAUUACCAUUUGGAGGCGUUGGGCAGAGUGGGUUUGGGAGGUACCAUGGGAAGUACUCAUUUGACACGUUUAGUCACGAAAAGGCAGUUCUGCAUAGAAGCUACUUCCUUGAACUGGAGCCGAGGUAUCCGCCAUGGAAUGACUUCAAGAUGGAGUUCAUCAGAUUGGCUUACAAAUUUGAUUACUUGGGACUUCUCCUACUCUUGUUGGGCUUCCAGCUGAGAAGAACAUUCACAUCAAACCACUUGGACUAAAAAGAACAGCAACAGAAUAUGCAGUUUGUCUCUGUGCCAAACAUGUUUUUUGGGUACUAAACUACAAGGCCUGUCUAUCCAGGAUAAUACUGUGGGUCACAUGCUUAGAUUUCUAUCUAAAAAUAAUAUUUGCUAAAAACCAUUAGAUAGUUUAAAUAUCACACAUAUUGCUAUACAACAGAUUGCCCCUGCCUGGGUGAUUGGGGUGUUGAUCCGCCUCCUCACCGGUGCCUCCUCACCGGUGGAUAUAUUGUCUGGUAAUGUAUGCUAAUAAUCCAUGUACUAUUUAGUGCAUUUGGUUUGAGUUUUC